AUGUUGGCCAUCACACAGCACGCCCACGAGCCGCAGGACCUCACCAUGGCAGUCCUGGGCUGCGGCACCAUGGGCAUCGCGAUCCUCUCGGGCAUCCUGGCCUCGCUGCAGCAGAUGUCGGGGCCGAAACCGCUGCAGUCGCCCAGCGGAUCGACCCCGCGCGACGACGUGCCCUCGCGCCUACCCUCGCGCUUCAUCGCCUGCGUGCGGCGGCCCGAGUCGGCCAAGCGCGUGAAAAAGGCCUUAUGGGAGCACAGUGCCUCCCUGAAGGUCGUGCAGAACGAGAACGUGUCCGCCGUUUCGCGGUCCGAAGUCGUGCUGCUCUCGUGCAAGGCGUCGAUGGUCGAGGAGCUUCUCAGCGAGCCGGGGAUGGCCAAGGCGCUGCGCGGCAAGCUGCUGAUCAGCAUCUGCGCGGGCAUCACGACGCCGCACAUCGAGAAGAUCCUGCAGGGCGCGGUGCCGGAGCAGGAGCAGGCGCCCGAGGACGACAAGGACAACGACGGCAGGUGCAGAGUCGUGCUCGCGAUGCCGGCGACGACGAGCGUCAUCCGCGAGAGCAUGACCGUCAUCGCGACGAGCAUGCCACCGCUGCCGCCGCAGAUCUCGUCCCUCGUGACGUGGAUCUUCCGCCGCAUCGGCGACGUCGUCUACCUGCCGCCGACCAACAUGGACGCGUCGACGGCGCUCUGCGGCUCCGGCCCGGCCUUCUUCGCGCUCGUGCUCGAGGCUGCCAUCGACGGCGCUGUGGCCAUGGGCCUGCCGCGCGCCGAGGCCACCCGCAUGGCCGCGCAGACUAUGAGGGGCACUGCGAGUCUGGUCCUCAGCGGCGAACACCCUGCCAUGAUUCGCGACAAGGUCACGACUCCUGCCGGCUGCACCAUCGGCGGGCUCCUGGUGCUGGAGGAGGGCUGCGUGAGAGGGACGGUCUCGAGGGCAGUGAGGGAAGCCACGGGUGUGGCGAGUCAGCUGGGCCAAGGUAUCCAGGGUGUGAACGGGACCAGACGUUAG
Messenger RNA from Anthostomella pinea, 1008 nucleotides. NCBI's taxonomy places the organism in Eukaryota, Fungi, Ascomycota, Sordariomycetes, Xylariales, Xylariaceae. The record is from the annotation of a GenBank genome assembly.